UCCCCACUGUCACCUCCCCGCUAUAGCAGCGAACUAGUCAGCCCAACGUGCAGAGUAGCUCAGCCUUGUAUAGCGGCUGGUUCCACGGCGUCGUUUAGAGCGUCGCACUCCAUGUGCGUUGCGUGGAUGUUGAUAUUGCGCUCUGCAGCUUGUAACCGCGGCAAGAACUCAACAUGUCGAACCCUCCCCACGACCCGUUCUAUUCCUCCCCAUUCGGACCCUUCUACAGAAGGCACUCGCCUUACAUGGUCCAACCCGAGUAUAGGAUCUACGAGAUGAACAAACGACUACAAUCUCGUACUGAGGAGAGUGACAGUCUGUGGUGGGAUGCGUUUGCCACAGAGUUCUUUGAGGAGGACGCCACCCUGACCCUCUCCUUCUGCCUGGAGGAUGGACCAAAGAGAUACACUAUCGGACGAACGCUCAUCCCACGCUACUUCAGCACAGUGUUUGAGGGCGGCGUCACUGACCUGUACUACAUCCUCAAACACUCCAAGGAGUCCUUCCACAACUCCUGCAUCACUGUGGACUGUGAUCAGUGCACCAUGGUCACUCAGCACGGUAAACCAAUGUUUACAAAGGUAUGCACAGAGGGCCGCCUGAUUCUUGAAUUUGCCUUUGACGACCUCAUGAGGAUCAAGACCUGGCACUUCACCAUCCGGCAGAACCGAGAACUCAUCCCCCGCAGCAUCCUAGCCAUGCACGCACAAGACCCCCAGGUUUUGGAGCAGCUCUCCAAAAACAUCACUCGCAUGGGGCUCACCAACUUCACCCUCAACUACCUCAGGCUGUGUGUCAUCCUGGAGCCCAUGCAGGAGCUCAUGUCCAGGCACAAGACCUACAACCUCAGUCCUAGGGACUGUCUGAAGACAUGCCUGUUCCAGAAGUGGCAGAGAAUGGUGGCCCCGCCAGCUGGACACCCACAGAACUUCAAAACGGAAAUAUUCCCCACAAAUCACAAAAAAGGUCGUGCCAAAGCUGAGCCAACGAGACAGACAACGACGAAGAGGAGGAAAAGGAAGAACUCUGCCAGCAGCGCCAACAGCAGCGUGGGCAAUGCCAACAGUAAGAAGAGAAGCCCUGCCAGCAACUUCAGCCUCUCCAGUCAGGUACCUGACGUAAUGGUGGUGGGCGAGCCCACCCUGAUGGGCGGGGAGUUCGGGGACGAGGACGAGCGUCUAAUCACGCGUCUGGAGAACACGCAGUACGAUGCCACCAACGGAUUGGACGACGAGGAUGACUUCAACGGCUCGCCCGCGCUCGGCAAUAACAGCCUGUGGGGCAGCAAGCCGCCCAACAACCAGGACAGCAAGGCUGAGAGCACAGCGCCGCAGUCGUCACAGUAAAACACACGGAUACCAAGAGCACAGUCAGUGCCCCAACUCUCAUAUGUACAAUUGGGUGACAUUUAACUCCAAUGGUUAAAUGUCACUCUUUUGGACAUAUUCUAAUGAGACCAUGUUGUCCUCGCAGUAAAACACAGAGGGAAAAUAUCUAUUUGAAAAACUGUACCUAUUUGGCCCACUAGGGCAGCGCCCUCCAGAACCUCAAAUCGUACUGAAUUGAACCCCGUUGGCAAAUGUUUCCACGUCAUGGUCAACGGUGUCACUAUCACUCAUCAUGGUCAAUCAUCUCCACCAAAUACCAGAACAAUUCUUCUCCGACUUCACUGUAACAUCCUGAAGAGAGACUGAGACAGAGAACUGACUGACAUUGCACAGCAAUAUCCAUUCGAUAAAGACUACUUUUCCAUCUAAAUGCAUACAGGUUGUAUGCAUUGCAAUGAUGACAUAAAACAAUAGUGGGUUUUCUUUUUUCAACUUUUCCUAGAAUUCCUUUGUUUGGAUUUGUUGGGAAUUCCCAGUGUUAGGGAAGUUGGGAUUGCUCUGGGAAUGACACAAGGCCAGUGUCUUCAUCUGAAUUCUUCUUCAUGGACACCUUCUCAGUCGUUGAGCUUUAACUGUAGUGGGAUUCUGUGGUUGUUGCCCUUUUGACCUUUGAUCUGCAGGUUGCGACCCCUCUGGGACAGUUGACAGUAGAAGUCAAAACAUAACAUCUAAAACAAAAUGUCUCUUUUAAGAGCAUCAGCCUCAAUGAGAACGAACCGGCAAGGUUUUACUCAGCCACCAAAACUGCAUCCACCACGGCCGAGACGUCGUCGUCUUGAGCAUUUUCAUCUUUAUUGGAAAUUAAUUUGGCUGUUGGUUUGUUUACGUUGUUUUUGUUUUUUCCGAUUUCCAAUGAAAAGGAAAGUGACUCUGUUUCACCACUAUGGACAGCUUCAAGUGGGAUACUCGUGUUCCAGGAUUUCCUUUCCAGAAUUACAGCAGUCGUCGCCGAUUGUUAUUUCACGCAAACCUGUUCGAUCGUGUUUGUAGUCUAUUGGUGUUCUUUUGCUUCUCCCCAAAAUACUUUGCAAUCAGAUUUGUGCGUUGCCAAUCAGUAUGUAAACUUUGCUGACGUACACCAAUGCAUUAAUGUUUUUUUUCUUAUUUUGGAAUUUGUCUUUGUUCUUUCCCUUUAAUGACUGACCUAUUCCAAACUGAUAUUAAAGUUCUAAUGCAGUCGUUUUCAUCUCAAUAUCAAAUCAUUUCUGGGUAACAAUUAAGUACCUCAUUGUGAUUGUUUUUAAUUAAAAUGUCGAAAGAAACAAAAUUAGCUUCUUAGCAAAAAGCAAUUCCUCAAGCAAGAAUUUUUUCUAACAGCUUUUACACAAAAAGGGAAUCAUCGUAAUAUUCUCAAUUUCACAGUAUUAUUCCAACCUCAUAGUGUGGAAAUAUAUAUAAAACACAGGCACAUCACAUUUUUGACUGCAAUGGGCCUUUAACGCUUUUUCCUGCAUGAUUUAACUUUUUUUGUUUGAUAUAUGUACCUUUUUGAGUUGGUCAGCCAUUUGGGGGGGGGGGGGGGGGUCAUCCAUUUGGGAACACUGUUACAAGGUUUAUAGCUCUGUACAUAGAGGUGUGACAUACAACUUUAUUCAUUUAAGAUUAGCCACCAUUUUGAAACCAUUUUGUACAUGGCAGCUGUUUCGCACUCUCUUUUUUUAUUUGCAUUAGUUUCACAUUUCUAUAGGGCCUUUUGGAUUCUGUUGUCUGUCCGACAGAUUUUUGCAGCGAUAAGAAGCUCAUUGAUCAUUUUGACAUGUUUAUAUCCAGUCAAUGAAUUAGUGCACAGAUCAGAUAUUAAACUAUAAUGUUUUAGAAAUGUUUAAAACUGUUAACAUUUGAACAUUUCCUAAAUUGAUUCAUUGUAGAGAUUAAAAAAUACAUUCAUUAUUAGCCGCAAAUCCAGAAAAAACAGCAUACUCAAGGCCCUACAGAAUUGCAGUUUGAAAACCCCUGUUUUUGUGUUACCAGUUGUUCUUUAAUUGACUAUUCUUCCUUGAAUUCCUCUCCUCAUGUUGGAUUUUGUUUCAAAAUGACAAGAAGACAACUGUGGAUGUCUUUAUUAUAAGAUCUUUUGUGUAUUUAUUUGUGCAUUUGUAAGGAAGCUAACACAUUUCUGAAGCUGUCUGAACCUGGUAUUAUUAGAACUCUGCACAAUUUGUACAUUAUAUCGCAGAGAUGUUUUGUGUCAUAUCUGAUGUCUGGUAUAUAUGCUUUGCCAUUAUGUGUGCCAAUAAACUGUGCUUGCAGAUUG
Molecule: messenger RNA, 3642 nt
Organism: Salvelinus fontinalis (brook trout)
Lineage: Eukaryota; Metazoa; Chordata; Actinopteri; Salmoniformes; Salmonidae
Product: LIM domain-binding protein 2-like
Exons: 9
Coding region: 174-1346 (390 amino acids)
Biological process (GO): negative regulation of transcription by RNA polymerase II; positive regulation of transcription by RNA polymerase II; nervous system development
Cellular component (GO): nucleus; transcription regulator complex
Molecular function (GO): LIM domain binding
Source: RefSeq, a predicted model, not a curated record